GAAGCUCAAGGCGACAGGCCUCGCAUGGAGGAUACGCAUGUGGCGCAGCUUAGCUUCCACAAAGACAAACACGUGUUCGGGGUUUUCGACGGACAUGCUGGUGAUUGCGCUGCCAAGCUGCUGAGCACUGAGAUCGUAGGGAUACUGAGGGACCAGAUCAUGCAGAGGUCGGGCCCUCAAGACAGCGCAUUGGGGGCCAGCCUGACCAGCAGCUUCCUUGAGGCCGAGAAGAGAGCGCUAGCACAGCCUUGGGACGAUGGCAGCUCAGCAAUCCUGGCAGUGAUCGAUGGAGAUCGUCUCUUCGUGGCGAAUGCUGGAGACUGCCGGGCGAUCAUCUGCGGUGAGGGAGAGCCCAUGCCGAUGAGCACUGAUCACGACCCGACUGUGCCCGAGGAACGGAAGCGCAUCGAAGCCAACAACAAGCGCAUUGAAAGCUAUGAAAUCAACGGAAGGUCCAUCAACCGAAUCAGAUCGCUCGCAAUGUCUCGAUGUAUAGGCGACAAAAGUCUCAAGCAAUACCACGAUUACGAUACAGACACUUGGAUACCCAUAGAUGAUUGCAUCAUACCAGACCCUGAGAUAAAGGAGCUCUUGCUCACGAAGCAGCACAAGUAUCUGGUGAUUGCCAGCGAUGGAUUAUGGGCAACCGUGACAAACGAAGCUGUGGCACGGCGUCUCGACACCCUGACGGAAGAAGAGGAUCCGGCAGAAGAGUUGCAGAAG
Messenger RNA from Guillardia theta CCMP2712, 723 nucleotides. RefSeq lists its product as hypothetical. The annotation marks the transcript as partial. The record is from RefSeq and is a predicted model, not a curated record. The transcript has a single exon. NCBI's taxonomy places the organism in Eukaryota, Cryptophyceae, Pyrenomonadales, Geminigeraceae. Gene Ontology annotation, molecular function: protein serine/threonine phosphatase activity; cation binding. Gene Ontology annotation, biological process: protein dephosphorylation.